UCUAGUGACGAACUUCCUGCUUACAUUUGUCUCAGUUAUCAGCUGUUGGACAUGGACUCAAAGGAAGAGGCAGGGAGACGUGACAUUAAAGUGCAGGCAAGUACAGCAUUAGUCUCUUAGCUAAGUAGGCUAUAGAACAGCCAUUAAUAAUACACAUUUAGCUACUGUUGCACGAGGAAGAUAAGAGUGUACGGGACGGGUGUGUUUUCUGUGUGUCGAAGGACGUAGCCAAACUCGUCGCUACUCGCGAGCAAGUGAAAAGUAGGCUAGGCGCAGCAGCAAGGAUUCAAUGGAUUCGGCACUGCUAAAAUGAAAACAAAAUCGAAAUGGAUGUCUGCAACGAAUAUGUAUCAUAUACAUCUUGAUUACAUCCGCCUUCUCAUUAAUACAUACACUACUGCCUGUGAGUAAAAUAUAAUUCGAUGGAAGAUACUCGUCGUUGUGUUUCAUCCUCUAAUCUAGCUGGCUAGCUUUCUAUAACCUCACCCAGCGAGCAACGGCAAUAGGACGAUAAUUGAUCGAUUAAGGGAAUUUAUGGGAUCACAAGUUUCAUCUGAUGAGAUGAGUGUGCGUGCGGGCCAGGGCAGUGACGAGGUGCUGGUGUCGCAGGCGGUCUGGGACUACCUGGCUGCCGCCGGUCGACCCUGGCUCAUUGACUUCCAGGACAAGCAAGGGAUGAGCGCUGGCAUUGUCAGGCGGGGGGAGCGGGGGGGCUGCUGCGCUGUGCGGCUGCAGCCGGUGGAGGGCUUCAGGAGGUCCGUGGCCGGGCUCCUGGAGGGACCCAUAUCCAACGAGACCCGCAAAGCCUUCAUAGACUUGUGCCGCUGUGCCCGGAAAGAGAUGAGCAAACAGGAUGGCGGUCCUAAGAGGAAGCGCUCCCUGCUCCCCUGCGUAGGAGUCCUGGAAGCUGACGGGGAGGGGAGCCUGCUGCCACCCCCUCCUCCGCAGCCCCGCCGCUCCCAGAGGCAGCAGCAGAGGUACAAGAAGCCAGCCGAGGACGAGGCCUGCGUGGUCCUCUCCAUGCCCCACGAAGCUCCGCAGAGGAAGGAAAUGGAGGUGGGCAUGGGCUCGCCCAGCGAGCCAGAGGACGCCUCCUGCUGCUCCAUCUGCAUGGGCGACAUGGUGGAAAAGACCACCCUGGAGAGGUGCGGCCACGCCUUCUGCCGCUCGUGCUUGGACCAGGCCUUUAAGGUGAAGAGAGCCUGCCCCGUGUGCCGCUUGGUGUAUGGGCAGCUCAUCGGGAACCAGCCGGCCAACGGCAGCAUGAUGGUGGAGAGAGACCCGGGUCUGGAGCUGCCCGGCCACGAGGGAUACGGCUGCAUCUGCGUCAUCUACAGCUUCCCCCCUGGUCUGCAGGCGCCGGAGCAUCCUAACCCAGGGGUGCGGUACCCGGGAACGGACCGCGUGGCUUAUCUCCCGGACAGCCCCGAGGGGAACCGUGUCCUGGGCCUGCUGCGCCGGGCCUUCGAACAGCGCCUUAUCUUCACCAUUGGUACCUCCAUGACAACGGGCAUGCAUAACGUCAUUACCUGGAACGACAUCCACCACAAGACCUCGAUAUGGGGAGGGGCGCGCUGCUUUGGCUACCCGGAUCCUACUUACCUUGUGAGAGUGACAGAGGAGCUGCGGGAGAAAGGCAUCACAGUGGACUGACAGCUAGGAAACGUGGCAUUCUGGGACAUUCUAGGAACCUCUGCCUUUUCCUGCUGCUGGUCACGACUAGGCUGCAGGUUCCAGCCAGUCUGAUGGCCCACCAGACCCAGGGGCCCAGCUGAGGAGUUCUCUCAGCAGCCUCAAGGAUGUCCUGCCGUGGAGUCUUUGUGUCACCUUGACUGAUUGUUCCUGUGUUCAUUGGCAUUUCUUUGAGUUCUGCUAAACCCAGCGCUUUGUGUGAGAGAAAAAGACAAAUACGAGUGCAGGGCAUUCUCGUGUUAAACAAGAAUUUUUUUGGCAAUAGUACAGUUUAAAAAUGCACUCUUUCGAGUGGGAUCGUUGUGUACUUAAGUUGUAGGUACUUAAAUAUUGUUUUGAAUUAACACGUUUGUUUGCUUAAGUUGACACAAUAAUUUUUUGGUACUGUUUAUUUCCUUGCAAAGGAAACUCUUCAUUCCCAUGUUGCAAGCACAUAUAGUUUUCUUUCCCCUCCAGUAAUGUUUAUAGAAUAAGUAUUUUUUCUAUUUAAUUAUGUUAUUGAUCUGUUAUCUGGGCUGUGGUAAAGAUAGGUGGCAGAAUAGCACUGCUUCACUAGAAUCUUCUAAAGAAAUCAUUCUGUACAGGUAUUGCAAUCGAAAGCACUCACAAGCACUUUGUCAAGUUGUUCAGUCAAGGAGGCUGGUCGAUUUGUCCUUCUUCCCCGAAACGGAAGAGUGCUCCUAGCAAAUGCAGGUGUUGGCUGCCAAGAGCUUUUGCGUUAGCUUGGUAGCUACAAGUUGAUGUCAGUUGCUUGGAGCUCUUCUUCAUCCCUCCCUCUUCGUCUUCCUCAUCUUCCGCCCCCCUUUCACCUUAAACAGGAGGAAUGUUUAUCCAUGUCUCUGCUGCAGCGCUGGAGCUGAUGUCACAGGAAUGUCCUCAGCCAAGUUCUUUGGCAUUCACCUUACGAUUCCCCCCCCCCCCCCAAGAUGCCACUUCAGUCGGGCAACAAUGUACUCUGUUCUACUUAGCAGAUUUAUAUGAUGAUGUCAGACUACAAAGGCACAUAGCCACUCAUACCAAAUCAAAGGCACAACAGCUAUCAAUCUAUGCCCCUUGUCCCUGUUACACUCUGAGGCUGGUUAGAUUAGGAAUUAAAAAGAUCUGUGUGCUCUUUGGACGUCUAAAUAAGUCAUCUUAGUUGAAGUUGUAUCUAAGGAAUGAUAACCAUGUUCAGAUUCCAGUCCCUCAUAGGGACAUGGUCUUGUUUGAAAUCAAUUUGUCUUUUUCUUGUGCCUUCCUUCUAUUCAACAACAUUGAGCAUGUCCAUGUUUAGAACUAAGCAGCUCUAAUAGGCAGUUAAGUGUUUUUUUGGGGGUUGCAUUAUGUUUGUAUGCUCUUUUGCUUUGAGUGAUAUAAAUUCUACAAUGUAUGAGAAUACAGUGUACAAACAAUAUUUGUAUUUGUUGUUCUGGUGGUUCAAAAGCAAAGCCUCUCAAAAUUCAUGCUGUGCACAUCAUUUCAAAGGGUAGAUUUUUCAUAUGCACAUGCUUGAUCAUUUUCAACCACUACAUCAGAAGAUAUGCAUUAGGCCCAAGUAUUGUAUUAAUUAUAUUUUUUCUGUUAACAUCUAUAUAAAUAUUUUGCUGUUAAGGGGACCAACUCUUAGGACAAUAUCUUUGGGAAAGGAUUGUCAAUAAAUCUAUGCAGUACAUGUUUGAUGGGGCCAGAAUGAAGGGAUUGCACAUUGCAAAUUGAAAAGUUAACGUUUUGCUUUUCUAAUUGCGUUGAUUGGUAUUUUAUGAGUCUGUUGAUAUUCAGAAUAAUGUGCUUUACAUUUUAAUACUUGAAUAAAAGGUUAUGUUCUGUU
Osmerus eperlanus (European smelt) is the source of this 3499-nucleotide messenger RNA. RefSeq names its product deltex E3 ubiquitin ligase 3 (gene dtx3). Gene Ontology annotation, biological process: Notch signaling pathway; protein ubiquitination. The transcript has 5 exons. Bases 535 to 1653 code for a protein of 372 amino acids. Gene Ontology annotation, molecular function: ubiquitin protein ligase activity; metal ion binding. Gene Ontology annotation, cellular component: nucleoplasm. The record is from RefSeq and is a predicted model, not a curated record. Lineage: Eukaryota; Metazoa; Chordata; Actinopteri; Osmeriformes; Osmeridae.